UGUGCGCGAAAGUUUCUUCUAACAUGGGGAUCUCGCAAGGAUUCAGCUUCGGCUAUAAAUAAGGCUCCACCCAAGCAGUCCCAUGUCCACAAAAGUUGAGCACACCAAAGUCACCAGCUUUGAUUUGUAUCAUUUCCAUUCAACCACACAUACCCCAAAUCAUCAGUUUAAGAAAAUGUCGAUUCAAGUGUCAGCUGUUGCUUCUGUUUCUACUCCCCCUUCCAAACCUACUGAAAUUGAACGUCGAUCUGCAGGUUAUCACCCUAGCAUUUGGGGUGACCAUUUCCUCUCAUACCACUCUCACUAUUUGGAAACAAAAGACGAAAUAGAUGAGCCUCAUAAAAAACUCAAGGAAGAAGUGAAAAGUAUGCUGAUGAUCAACGGAGAUAAGCUUUCACAGAAACUGGAUUUGAUCGAUGCAAUACAACGCCUAGGCGUCUCUUACCAUUUUGAAAGUGAAAUUGAUGAAAUUCUAAAAGAGAUGAGCUCUGAAUCUGAUGAUGAUAAUGAUGACCUAUAUGCAAUUGCUCUCAAGUUUCGGCUAGUUAGACAACAAGGCUAUAACAUGUCGUGCGAUGUUUUCAACAAGUUCAAGGACAGCCAAGGGAACUUCAAGGAUUCCCUUGUCAAUGACCACAGAGGAAUGCUAUGCUUUUAUGAAGCUACGCAUCUCAGGUUGCACGGAGAAGACAUUUUAGACGAAGCACUAGCUUUCACUACUGCUCACCUUGAGUCCAUGGUUUCGCAAAGUUCGCCUCUGGCAGCGCAAAUUACCCAUGCUUUAAAGCUGCCUAUUCACAAGGGCCUACCCAGACUAGAGGCAAGGCAUUACUUCUCUAUCUACGAAGAAGAAGCCUCAUGUAAUAAAAUUCUGCUAUCUUUUGCUAAGCUGGACUUUAAUAUAUUGCAAAAACAACAUCAGAAGGAAUUGAGCGAUAUUGCGAAGUGGUGGAAAGAAUUAGACUUUGCAAACAAGCUUCCUUUUGCAAGAGACAGAGUCGUAGAAUGCUACUUCUGGAUUAUGGGGGUGUACUUUGAGCCUGAAUAUUUUCUGGCCAGAAGGAUUCUAACCAAAGUGAUUGCUAUGACCUCAGUCAUUGAUGAUAUUUAUGAUGUCUUUGGAACACCUCAAGAACUUGAGCUCUUUACAGCAGCAAUAGAAAGGUGGGAUAUUAGCGCAAUAGAUCAGCUGCCGGAGUACAUGAAAGAAUUUUACAAGGCAUUUCUGGAUGUAUAUUCAAACAGGGAAGUAUAUCGUUUCUACUAUGCAAAAGAAGCAAUGAAAAAACAAGUUAGAGCUUACUUCAUUGAAUCCAAAUGGUUCCACCAGAAAUACAUACCGACGAUGGAGGAGUACAUGUCCAACGCAUUAGUUACCUCAGGCUGUGCAAUGCUGGCAACUACAUCCCUGGUUGGAAUGGGAGAUAUAGUAACGGAGGACUCAUUUGAUUGGUUAUUUACUGAACCUCAGAUGGUUACGGCCUCAGCAAUCAUUGGUAGGCUCAUGGACGACAUUGUAUCCCAUAAGUUUGAGCAAAAGAGAGGGCACGUUGCCUCCAGCAUCGAGUGCUACAUGAAACAACAUGGUGCUACAGAAGAAGAAGCUGUCCAAGAAUUUCAGAAACAAAUUGUGAGUGCAUGGAAGGAUAUUAACGAAGAGUGCCUGUACCCGACUUCCGUCCCUAUGCCUGUCCUAACAAGAAUUCUCAAUUUUUCACGAGUAAUAGAUGUUGUGUAUAAGGAUGAAGAUGGUUACACACAUGCUGAAGAUGUGUUAAAAGAUUAUGUGUCUACUCUACUCAUUAAUUCCGUAAUAAUAUAAGCUUGGGAUU
Molecule: messenger RNA, 1832 nt
Organism: Hevea brasiliensis (rubber tree)
Lineage: Eukaryota; Viridiplantae; Streptophyta; Magnoliopsida; Malpighiales; Euphorbiaceae
Product: (-)-germacrene D synthase
Biological process (GO): diterpenoid biosynthetic process
Molecular function (GO): terpene synthase activity; magnesium ion binding
Source: RefSeq, a predicted model, not a curated record